CGUGAAUCGGAUGUAAACGGGGAUAAAAGAUACAGAUUUAUUUCUGCUUUUCGACGUCCAACAUUACCCAAUGGGAAAUAGAUUCACACAUGAAAGUUCAAGAAAUGUGACUGAAGAGGACUAUGAAGAUUUGGAUAUGGGGACACCGGGACUUCUUGCAGUUCUAGUGAUGUUAUUCGGUUACAUAAAACCUGCAAAGUCAACUCCUCUCCAACCAAUCUGUGACAUCCGGGUGCUGGACAAUUACAUUAGAGAAGCAAAGAAUGCUGCAAAUUCAGCGAAACAGUGUGAGGACACCUGCGCACUCCCAGGAAACUUCACCCUUCCAAAAACCAGCGUCAGCUACAGAGAAUGGGCAGCAAAGGAUUUGGGGACAAAAGCCGAGGAGGUCCAGGGUGGUCUCAAGCUGCUUGCUGCCGCAGUCCAGAAGGCCCAGAACAUGACGGUCAACAGCAACAUGCUGUAUCUAAUAGAGAGGAGCUACAGUAACAUCUGCAGCAUUGUGCAGAUGGUGAAGAGCUUUGCACCUGUUAUCGUUAAUGGGGAACAGCCACCUGUACAGACCACCUUUAACAGCAGAACAGUGAGAACCAUCUUUCACGUCUACUUAAAUUUCUUACAAGGGAAAGUCAGACUGUUUUUCCUUGACACAGAAGCCUGUAAUCUGGCCACAAGCUGAUGGCCCAGAUCAACACCAGCAGACUCUGAAGGAGCUUCCCAUGCAAAUUAUAAACUGUAGCCUUUGCAAUAGUAAAAGCACAAAAAUGUAUAGCACCAAUAAGGAGUGGCGAGAGAGGGAGAAACAAAUGAGUGGGAAGAAGAGCACGGCUAGUUCCCGUGGGAUACAAUGGUGGAAAGGACAGCUAAUCAUCCAGCUCUAGAGAACUUGGCCAGAGACUCUUAAUCCAGGUGCUGAGGAUUUACAAUGCUUUGAACUCAAAGGCGAGAGAGAAAGAGAGAGCGCUGCACCCAAGGACCCAUUUGAAUGUGAUAAACCUCUCUGAAUGAAAGUGUCUUGUUUAUUGAUGGGACAACCUGCCGUCAAGGGCACCAUUUUGUUCUGUAAAGCUUCUGUGAAUAUGGGACGUAAGAUUUUAAUGUCUUUAGCUCUGUCACCAUAUUAGUCCUCUGGCCACUGUUAUUGCUUAACUCACGGAUUAAAGUUCACUGGUAACCCGGUAGAAGUAGUAAAAGUGGACGACUUCGGUCAAAUGUUUUGUGAGGAUGGUGAGUUCAACACUACUGCUGAGUCACUGUAGUUCAGCACUGUGAACAUUAAACUAUUCUAUAUAUUUAAACAAAUGUUUAAGUCCUGCUCAGGCUCUGGUUUUCAACAGUUUAAUUUCUCCUUCUUGCUCUGUGUAUGAAAUCCUUGAACAAGCCAGUUUUGUUAUUCUUCAGGGUACAGUAAAACUCUGAUAAUCUGGAAUGCUCGGGACUUUGUUGCUGGACUGGCAGAUUUUCUGGACUAUUGGAUAUUUAAUACCCCAAUGCACUUUUUUUUAAGAUGUAAUGCAGUAUUAUUUAAAAAAAGGAAUUCACUAAACCAGACAGAGUGCAGGAACUGGAGUCCUGUCAGUGGGAAGGGUGUGUGGCAAAUGUCACGUGGUGAGCCAUUGAGAUUUCCAAAUAAUUUGAAAGUGGAUUAUGGGAGUUUUACUAUAACUACCCACCGGCAGCAUGGUACU
Molecule: messenger RNA, 1688 nt
Organism: Pristis pectinata (smalltooth sawfish)
Lineage: Eukaryota; Metazoa; Chordata; Chondrichthyes; Rhinopristiformes; Pristidae
Gene: epoa
Product: erythropoietin a
Exons: 5
Coding region: 71-679 (202 amino acids)
Cellular component (GO): extracellular region
Molecular function (GO): erythropoietin receptor binding; hormone activity; cytokine activity
Source: RefSeq, a predicted model, not a curated record